UGGUUUCUUUGUCGAAUCUGUUCACCGGCAUAAGACUAUUUCUUUUUACAUCACAUCUAAUUAAGUCGCAUGUAAUUUAAUACAUUAUAACAAACGUUUGAUUAUUUUACAAGAUCUUUUACCCGUGAGAUUUACUUUUUAGAUAAAUGUAGAGCGGGUUUCCUGACUGACACGAUUCAAGUCUAUCGAAACGCGCCGCAAUUCUCGAAGUAUCGAAACAAUCGCGACAAUCGACGGCAAUAUUCGAUAAAGAAAGAGAGGGUUUUCACUCAUAAAGAUAAAACGUGGGUAUGUUUUAUCUCGGACUUCUCUCUGAUAAAAUCAUUGAAAUAAAAUUUGUAAUAUUUUACGAUUAAAAAUAACGAAUUAAUAACGACAGUCCAUUUAAUGUAGUACCAUUCGUUAUUCUUCUGCCUUUUUUAUCCUGAAUUAUAUUGUACGCAUUCAUUAAAGUGCUUUGAGGUUAAGUCUCUCGUCGUGAAUUGUUUGAAUUAGGAACGAGCUUCAAAGAAGAAAUAAUGUCGGCCGCAAAGCCUGAAGUAAAGAAUUGGAAGGAGUACAAUCGUAAACGGAAGGAAUUUCGAAAACAAUGCAAGGAGGAAAAAUUGGCAAAGAAGAUGAAGAAGGCAGAACUCGAAAAAGAAUUAAAAAAUGAGACGCAGGAAUAUACAGAAGAAAGUAAUACGAAGUACGAGCGGAGGGACAUCUGUACUAUCAGCAUAGCGGUACCUGGGUCAAUCCUUGACAAUGCGCAAUCCCCAGAACUACGUACCUAUUUGGCAGGACAGAUUGCACGUGCUGCAUGUAUCUACAAGGUGGAUGAGAUCGUGGUGUUUGAUGACAAGGGCGAGAUCACGGAGGAUGAGAAGAGGAAGGUCAAGAAGGACGAUAUGCUGGGUGAGGCUAGGCUCGGGUGUCUACAACUAGCCAGGAUACUACAAUAUCUCGAGUGUCCACAAUAUCUGAGAAAGUACUUCUUUCCAAUCCACAAGGACUUACAGUACGCGGGUGUGCUAAAUCCAUUGGAUGCACCACAUCAUCUAAGACAGGAGAAUGAAUUUUUAUAUAGAGAGGGUAUAGUUACUAAUAAGCCCAUAAAGGCUGGCAGAGGUUCUCAAGUGAAUGUAGGAUUGUUAAAUGAGGUUCAUGUAGAUAAGGUGCUGAUGACUGGGUUAAGAGUAACAGUAAAAAUACCACCUGAUCAGCCAAAUCGGAAGAAAAUGAAAGGUAUUAUUGUACCGCCUAACAUGCCACGUGCAGAGACUGGUAUCUAUUGGGGCUAUAAUGUCAAACUAGCCAAAAAUCUAACAGAGGUGUUGACAAAUUGUCAAUAUAAAGAAGGAUAUGAUUUGAUGAUUGGAACAUCUGAUAAAGGAACAUCGAUCGAUGAGAUAAAAGCAAAGAGUUUAGAAUAUCACCACUGUCUCAUAGUAUUUGGAGGUCUCGCUGGAUUAGAAGCUGCCAUAGAUGUGGAUCCACAUUUAAAUGAUGAUUCAUCUGUAAUCUUUGAUAAAUAUAUAAAUACGUGCCCACAGCAAGGCUCACGAACAAUUAGAACAGAAGAAGCUAUUCUCUUGACUUUAGCUGAAUUGAGAACUAAAUUAGUAGCUAAAGAAAUCUUAGAAAAAUAAUAGUUGCAUAAAUGGUUGAAAUAGUGAAAUAAAAUAAAUAC
This is a messenger RNA of Acromyrmex echinatior (Panamanian leafcutter ant), 1672 nucleotides long. Its product is annotated as 28S rRNA (uridine-N(3))-methyltransferase. NCBI's taxonomy places the organism in Eukaryota, Metazoa, Arthropoda, Insecta, Hymenoptera, Formicidae. The record is from RefSeq and is a predicted model, not a curated record.